AUGCACAUCCUCGUCACCAACGACGACGGCCCUCCGUCCGCGCACGCAUCCCCCUACGUGCACUGCCUGAUACGGCAUCUCCAGGCGGCAGGACACACGGUUUCGGUAUGCCUCCCGGACACGCAGCGAUCGUGGAUUGGCAAGGCGCAUAUGAUUGGAAAGACAGUGAAGCCGGUCUACUACCGCCCCUCCAAAGCGCAGCCGACGGAUCAGGAGGAAGGCACGCGUCACGCCCUGCCGUCUCCUGAGGGUUCUGGCGAGGAAGAAUGGGUUCUCGUAGAUGGCACUCCUGCAUCAUGUGUCCAGAUUGGCCUGCACCACUAUUUCAAGGACCGCGGGCCCGUGGACCUCGUUGUCAGCGGACCCAACUACGGACGCAACACGACGGCCGUCUUCGCCCUCAGCUCGGGCACUCUGGGCGCUGCUCUCGAGGCGGCCGCCUGCCGCGCACGAUCCAUCGCAGUCAGCUUCGCCUUCUUUUCACGGAACCAUGACCCGGAGAUCAUCGAGGCCGCCUGUGCGCAUAGCGUCCGCGUGAUCCACGCCCUAUACGAACAGUGGCCCACGGACCGAUCCGUCGACCUAUACAGCGUCAACGUGCCUCUUGUUGAGGGCGUUGGCAAGAACAAGACCCUCUUCACGGAUAUACUGCAGAACUACUGGAGCGGCUCCAGCUGCUUCCAGGAAAUUGAGGGCGAGGCAGGAGAGGCUCACAUCGAGGAAGAGGCCAUUCGGGAGGGCAGAGGGGGGAAGGAGAAUGGUACUUCCAAGCUCGCUACGAACCACAAGCACAAACAUUUCAAGUGGGCGCCUAGUUUUGAAGACGUUUACCAGAGUGUUGAGGAGUCGGGGCCUGGAAACGAUGGCUGGGUGGUCAGGCAGGGACAGACGAGCGUUACUCCCAUGAAGGCCAACUUUGCCACAACCAUCCGUGCCGAGGAUGCCAAGGAGCUAGAGCUGAAGCCAACUACGUCAGCAAAAGACCCAGUGACCCAGAGUCUGCCCAUCAGGCCAGCACGAGAUGGCGCGUCAGGGAUCGAAGCCAUUGUAUGCUACGGUGAUGACUACGUGCAGCCGCUGAUUCUGUCGGCCAUGGAAUCUGUAUUCCCAGCGGGGCUGGUGUCACAGCGGACAGAAAUGCCAUCAUCACUAUCCCAGGUGGUGGCGUCCUCCACAGCAUCUGAGCCGAGGAUCCUGGCCAUUACGCAGUACGAGGACGUAGACUUUGAGUUUGCGGCCGAGCACAACAAGACGUGCAUGGUCAACAGCUACAUGAUCCGCAAGGCGCUGAUUAGGAAGCACCACCUCUCGACAACGGUGGACCACUGGGUGGCCAAGAAGCCGGAGUCGCUGCUGAAGCAGCACACGAAGCGCAGCGAGGCCUUUGAGGUGGACUAUGCCGAGUUCCUGGACGACGCGCUGGUCGAGGCGUUUGACCUACGAGAGAGCAUGUACCGCAACGCCAAGGUCGAGGAUGCCGAUCAGAGGGAGUGGUGGAUCCUGAAGCCUGGCAUGAGUGACGGCGGACAAGGGAUAAGGCUGUUUUCCACCAUGGAGGAGCUUCAGGAUAUCUUUGACAGGUGGGAGCCGGAAAGUGACGUUGACGAAGAUGAAAACGAUGGCAGUGGUGAGGGCGGUGAGGGCGGUGAGGGUAAAAGUGGCGGCGGCGGCGGUGGCGGCGACACAAUCAUGGCUUCACACCUCCGUCACUUUGUUGCCCAGCCGUAUAUCCACCCUCCCCUGCUGCUGCCCAACGACGGGCGCAAGUUUCAUAUACGCACGUACGUGUGCUGCACAGGUAGCCUGAAGGUCUACGUCUACCGACACAUGCUCGCCCUGUUUGCGGGCAAGCCCUACGUGGCGCCAGGCACCGAAGCCGAGCCGGACUCGUACCUGACAAACACGUGCCUACAGACGACUGACGACAACGGUGAUACGAGAAGCAACGUCAGUCGUUUCUGGGACCUUGCCAAAGACCAGCAGACAGGCCCGGGCAUUCCCAGCGAAAGGCUCGAGUCCCUGUUCCGGCAGGUCUGCGGCGUCUCGGGAGAAGUAUUCGAGGCUGCGGCCAGGGCCAUGCCCAUACACUUCCAGACGUCGCCCAACGUCUUUGAGGUGUUCGGGCUGGAUUUCCUGGUGGACGCCGACUACGAGGCCUGGCUUCUCGAGGUCAACGCCUUUCCCGACUUCAAGCAGACGGGUAGUGACCUGAGUGACAUCGUCGGCGGGCUCUGGGAGGGCGUUCUGCGCUGUGCCGUGGCACCGUUUCUCCUACGGCCCGACGAGCUGGAACAGGUGAAGAAUAGUCAGAAGGAUGAUGACGGUAUGGUGCUGGUCAAGGAUAUUGACCUUGGGAGGGGUUGA
Geosmithia morbida is the source of this 2364-nucleotide messenger RNA. RefSeq names its product Tubulin-tyrosine ligase family. The coding region runs from base 1 to 2364 and encodes 787 amino acids. Gene Ontology annotation, molecular function: hydrolase activity. The record is from RefSeq and is a predicted model, not a curated record. Gene Ontology annotation, cellular component: P-body. The transcript has 3 exons. Lineage: Eukaryota; Fungi; Ascomycota; Sordariomycetes; Hypocreales; Bionectriaceae. Gene Ontology annotation, biological process: protein modification process.